Lingula anatina is the source of this 2682-nucleotide messenger RNA. RefSeq names its product zinc metalloproteinase dpy-31. The record is from RefSeq and is a predicted model, not a curated record. Lineage: Eukaryota; Metazoa; Brachiopoda; Lingulata; Lingulida; Lingulidae. Gene Ontology annotation, biological process: proteolysis; molting cycle, collagen and cuticulin-based cuticle. Gene Ontology annotation, molecular function: metalloendopeptidase activity; zinc ion binding.
GACCACAAGUAUUAAGCUACUUCACUUGUAUGAUUCAUACAGUGGGCUUUCCUUUUGAGUCCUAAAUGUUUCUCGCAUUUUCCUGGUUACAUUAGAAGUGACAGGCGGCGUAGCACCGCAUUUUUUCUUGUAUGUGCUGUAAUAUCGUUCUAUUGGUAGGUUUUGAGAAAUGUGGCAUGAUUUACAAAGCACAUCUAGCAGUUGCUGUCUCAAUAGUUUGUCAGGUGCUCUCCUACUCCUUUGAGGACAGUUUCCGUUGGAAACCUGCAGAACACAGGAGGAAGAGAAAAAUAAUUGAUUUUAAGGACAAAGACAAACGACUGUGGUCCAUGCCAGUUCCUUAUGCUUUCUCUACAAAUUUCACAGCCGAAAGUGACAGAAAAAUAGUCCGUGCUGCCAUCAGUGAGUGGGAACUAGAGACGUGUGUGAAGUUCCGGGAGGUGGAAGACCAAGAGGAAUACGAAAGGACGACCGUUGUUCUUGUUAAACCGCAAGAUUCUAGUUUAUGUGGUGUUGGGGCCGGAAGAAUCUACAUUUUCACAGGGAACCGUCAGGUCCUGUUCCUGGGACAUCGCUGUUUAACGGUCCAGACGGUAGCCCAUGAGUUCGGCCACGUUCUAGGUCUAUACCAUGAGCACGCACGACCCGACAGGGACCGCUACAUUGACAUUAUAUGGUCGAAUUUGACGAACUUUGAAAGCACGAAGAAACAGUUUUCUAAAAAGCCGGAAGGAUCCAUCACCACGCUGGGGUUUCCUUAUGAUGUUGCAUCUCUAAUGCAUUAUGGUCCUCAUAUCUAUGGUAAGACGUGGGAUUCUGUGACAAUACGUGCCAAAGAUCCGCUCCUGCAGUUGAGUAUAGGUGCCACCACCGACACCACCAUCCAGUUUUAUGACGCUAAAACUGUGAACUAUUUCUAUUGUAACGUUUCCAAAUUAGACACCUGCCGCAACAGCGUGAUGAACCUUCAGUGCCAACAUGGUGGAUAUCCCGACCCGAAAUCUUGUCACCGAUGUCGGUGUCCCCAAGGCUUUAGCGGUGACCUCUGUGAAUGGCACGAACGAUACACUGGAGCUGAUCCCUGCGGCGGGGUUAUUCCUGCAGAAAGCUUCAACCAAUCAAUAUAUUCGCCCAACUAUAUCAACGAAUUUGAACAUUUUUCAUACAAAAAGGGCCAGACUUGUAACUGGCUUAUAAAGGCACCACAUGACAAAUUGAUCGCUGUAAGAUUUACUGGGACGCGUUUUGGGUUUCCUUGCACGACGUACCCAUAUGUGACAUGUGACGAUUACGUAGAGGUGAGGUACGGGGACGACAUUGGCGUAACAGGGGCAAGAUUUUGCUGCCAAGAAAGGCCGAACGUCACAAUUAUUUCGUCGAGUAACGAAGUUUUGGUCCUGCUGAGAUCAACACGCAAAGAACAUGCCGGAUGCGGGAAGAGAUUUGGGUUCCGUCUAAACUACUGGAUGGUGAAUCCAGUGAACAGAAAUGGUACAAAAUCGCGUUCAUCUCGGUUGCUUGCAGUAAAUACACUUUACCUGUUUUUCACUUAUGUAUGGGUGGUAGAAUGGUUGUAGAAUGUGUACUUAAUGUAUUUUCUUAAACAAACCAAAGCGAAAGUGAGUAAACCACUCAGCAUUGUUUUUUAUUUAAAAGAUGCUUCCUAAUAUCACUUACAGUGUUGCCUUUGGGCUGCUUUAAAGUGAAGUGGUUUUAUGAUAUAUAAACUUUUUUGUUUUGGUAGUUGCUUCACUCAAUUGUUAUGUAAUUUACUUAUUUUUUCAAUAAAUGACUUAACCAAUAAAAAUAGAAUGAAAGUGAACAUGAUAACAAAUAUAAAGAUUAAACAAACAAAAUUUUAAUGACAUACAAUAUACAGAAAUGGUUUUUAAAUAACAGAGUUCACCUAAAAACCACUUUAACUGUUACAGUAAACAGUGCUAUGUACAUAAUGUUACAAAUUAUUAUACCGUGUAUGAAGUACUGUUAUAAGACCCAUUUGACUCAAGUGUAUUAUUCAUUCUUGCUUUUAAGAGUCUAGAUACUUCAAUUAAAUCCAUUAUAAAAAUAUGAACCAAGUAAUAAAUUCUGUUGGAAAAUAAAUAAAUAAAUAAAUAAAUAAAUCCCAUUUAAAUAAGUUGAUGGCUCUCACAACAGGACCAGAAGUAAAUUUUGGAGGUAAUUGUCUGUCCACCUGUACAUUUUGGUGACUUCACCAUCAGAGAUGCACAGCAACUGUAAUAGCAUCCUUCAUUAUAAAUGAAGUCUAUGGAAUAGUUCAGUGUCUAUAUUCAGAGUUAAUAGAUGGAAAGAGAUGUCCAGAGUCUUUCAGCACACUUUUGUGUAAGUCUUUGUUUAUUACAAAAUGAGUUUCAUCAUCAACGGUCAAGGAUCUUGAAAAAAUAUUCCACCUGAAAAUAAAAUAAAAACAACAUAUUUAAGUAAAUGAUUUUACACGUAAGCCAUUUAACCAACAACCUUGUGAUGAUUCAUAAGUUUACAUGGCAUCUGAAAGAUAUAGAUUUAUGAAGCAAACACUCGUCCCCCUCUCCCAAAUUAUUUUUGACACUGUAAAUUCAAAUAAACUGCAUACAAGAUAAUUCAAAGGUAGUUUUCAAUACCAGUCAACUCAACUACCCUGGGGUAGCCAUUUGGCACGAUUAUAUAAUACUUGUAGUUAUA